This is a messenger RNA of Sipha flava (yellow sugarcane aphid), 480 nucleotides long. RefSeq names its product prefoldin subunit 1-like. The record is from RefSeq and is a predicted model, not a curated record. Bases 8 to 412 code for a protein of 134 amino acids. Gene Ontology annotation, cellular component: cytoplasm; prefoldin complex. Gene Ontology annotation, molecular function: protein folding chaperone. NCBI's taxonomy places the organism in Eukaryota, Metazoa, Arthropoda, Insecta, Hemiptera, Aphididae. The transcript is spliced from 4 exons. Gene Ontology annotation, biological process: protein folding.
CAUAAAUAUGGCAGUGGAUAUGGAUUUAAAAAAUGCUUUCAAAGAACUUCAUGAAAAAUUAUUGUAUGCAUCUCAAAAAAUAAAGUUGGCUGAUAUGCAAAUUGAUACUCUUCGUCGAACAAAGCAACUCAAUAUUCUUACUAAACAAGAACUAGAAACAAUUCCGAAAGAUGUAAAGACAUAUGAAGCUUUAGGCCGAGCAUUUGUUUUAACACCAAGAGAAGAAGUUUUUAAGAACUUGGAUAAAGUCAAUACAGAUACAGAGCAAAAAAUAAAUAUUUUAGAAAAUAGUAAACAAUAUUUGGAAGCAAAUUUGAAGGAAAGUGAAAAUAAUUUGCGUGAAAUGGUGCAACGUAAAAGAGAUGUUGGUGGUGAUAAAGAAAAUAAUCAACCAAGCAGUUCUAAAGCUUGAUAAUAUAAUAUACGUUUAUGUUUUAUAAAUUUUAUAAUUAACAAUACAUUUAUUUAAUUCUACAAUAA